This is a messenger RNA of Corticium candelabrum, 1222 nucleotides long. RefSeq names its product sideroflexin-1-like. Gene Ontology annotation, biological process: monoatomic ion transport; serine import into mitochondrion. The record is from RefSeq and is a predicted model, not a curated record. NCBI's taxonomy places the organism in Eukaryota, Metazoa, Porifera, Homoscleromorpha, Homosclerophorida, Plakinidae. The transcript is spliced from 11 exons. The coding region runs from base 95 to 1096 and encodes 333 amino acids. Gene Ontology annotation, cellular component: mitochondrial inner membrane. Gene Ontology annotation, molecular function: monoatomic ion transmembrane transporter activity.
AGUUAUUUAGGUAUUAGUUUUGUGGCCACGCCUAUAUGCAGAUAUAAAGUACUGAUGAAAAUCUGAGAUCUCACGCAUUUUCAGUAUUCCAGUGAUGUCUAGUCUGUCUGCUACUGUGACCUAUUAUGAUCACUUUCAUCGUCCUCGUAUUGACCUGACGAAGUCGCGUUAUGAUCAGAAAGCGUUCUUGGGACGAGCUCGUCAUUUCUUCCUCACUACAGAUCCUCGCAAUUUAGUUGCUACAAGCAAACAACUGGAUGAUGCGAAGCAACUGUUGCAACAAUACAAGUCUGGGAUGGAACCAAGUGGCACAACGGAUGAUGAUGUCUGGAAUGCUAAGAGGUUAUAUGAUUCUGCCUUUCAUCCUGAGACUGGAGAGAAGAUGUUCGUAAUGGGGAGAAUGUCAGCUCAAGUUCCUUGCAACAUGACCAUCACAGGAUGCAUGCUUACCUUCUACAGGUCUACUCCGGCCAUUCUGUUCUGGCAAUGGAUCAACCAAUCAUUCAAUGCCAUUGUGAACUAUACCAAUCGAAGUGGUGACACAGGAGUAUCAAACAGACAGCUGCUGUCUGCUUAUGUAGCUGCUACAGGUGGUGCUAUUGCUGCAGCUUUAGGAGUCAGUUAUACAGCGAAAAAAGCACCGCCGAUUGUUGCUCGAUUGGGUCCGUUUGCUGCAGUGGCAGCUGCAAACUGCAUCAACAUACCGAUGAUGAGAAGAAGAGAACUUGAAAGUGGCAUCAACGUAUUUGACGAAGACGGAAACGAACUUGGCAAGUCAAAAAUUGCUGCCAGGAAAGCCAUCACUCAAGUUGUCGUCUCCAGGGUUGGCAUGGCAACACCUGGAAUGGUGCUUGUCCCUGUUGUAAUCAACUUCCUUGCAAGAUUUCGAUGGUAUGCGCGAUACGCUCGCUUCAUUGAGGCUCCUAUCCAAACUCUAGGAGUGGGAUUUUUUCUUGUAUUUGCCACUCCACUGUGUUGUGCUCUCUUUCCACAGCAAAGUUCCCUCCCAGUCAGUCAAUUAGAGCAGGAACUACAAGAGCACAUUGCAGCCACCAGCCAAUCAACAACUAAAGUCUACUUUAACAAAGGACUGUGACGUGUUACUAGAAUGUGAUUGAUAUCAACACUUAUGAGUUAUAUAGUUUAUAAUUUUUUCUUCUAUUUACUGACCAUUUGUCUUGUAGUAUUUAUGCUUAUGUUGAAGUCACCCAAUCAGUAUGUA